Messenger RNA from Oncorhynchus kisutch (coho salmon), 4588 nucleotides. RefSeq names its product zinc finger FYVE domain-containing protein 1. The record is from RefSeq and is a predicted model, not a curated record. Gene Ontology annotation, cellular component: lipid droplet. The transcript has 11 exons. NCBI's taxonomy places the organism in Eukaryota, Metazoa, Chordata, Actinopteri, Salmoniformes, Salmonidae. Gene Ontology annotation, molecular function: metal ion binding; phosphatidylinositol-3,4,5-trisphosphate binding; 1-phosphatidylinositol binding. Gene Ontology annotation, biological process: lipid droplet formation. Bases 108 to 2075 code for a protein of 655 amino acids.
CUUUUGCGUGCUCCAUUGCUGAUGGCUCCUACCUCACCAAUCCAUGUGUUGUAUUGUUGUUUUCGGGAGUGGGGGAAGUUUCUAUUACCAGGGAUGGUUUAAAAACAAUGUCCGAAGUACUGAUGAAAGAAAUGGAGGAGGUAUCGCUUUGUCACAUAAAAACAGAAGAUCACCCGGAAAAUGGUCGGAGUUUCCUUUUGGUUGAUGAACAAGAAAAUCUGCAGGUCCAUGAUGAGGCUCAGUUCCUGGAGAGGCUGGGCUGCGGGGACAUGCUGGGCGUCAAGGUCCUCUCCAUCUUCGGCAACACGGGCGACGGCAAGUCCCACACCCUCAACCACAUCCUGUUUGGCGGGGAUACUGUAUUCUACACCUCCAAGUCCCCCAGCUCCUGCACAGUGGGCGUGUGGGCCGCCUUUGACCCCGGGCUGUGCCUGGUGGCUCUGGACACAGAGGGCCUGCUGGGGGCGGCGGCCAACCAGAACCAGCGCAUGCGUCUGCUGCUGAAGGUGCUGGCCGUAUCGGACGUGGUGGUGUACCGCACGCGGGCCGAGAGGCUGCACAACGACAUGUUCCAGUUCCUAAGCAGCGCCUCAGGGGCCUACCUGAAGCACUUCACCCCCGAGCUGCGCGCCCUCUCCAGCCGCUGUGGCAUGGACGUUCCCCUCUCCUCCCUGGGGCCGGCGGUCAUUGUGUUCCAGGAGACCACCCACACCCAGCUACUGGGCCAUGAGCGAAUAGAUGUCCCUGGCUAUGCAGACACUCAGCUCCAGAGGCGCUUCCAUGACCUGGGCCUGGGUACAGAGGCCUUCAGCUCAGUGCAGUACGUGGGCACCCAGACCAUCACUCCACCGACCAACUACUCUCUGCUCCUGGAGGCUGUACGCCAGCAAGUCAGGAACACUGCCACACGAUCGCCCCGCCAACCGGCCAUCGUCUUCAGCGCCUUGCAGGCCCUGAGUGACAGGUUCUGUGGGGAGAUCUUAGACAACAAAAUCCCCCUCUACUCCUUCUUCCCUGACGAAUACUUCACCUGCUCUUCAGUCUGCCUCAGCUGCAAUAUCCGCUGUAAGAACGGGAUGAACCAUCUCAGAGACAGAGUCCCUCACCUGGCAGACGGACUGUGUCAGUACGCUCACCAGUACAACAACAAGGUCCUCAUCUGCAAGCGGUGCUAUGAGGGUGGCAGGGAGGUUAUUGUCAUUCCUAAAACCUCAGCCUCCACAGACAACCCCUGGUUUGGGUUGGCAAAGUACGCCUGGUCUGGGUAUGUCCUGGAGUGUGGCAGCUGUGGCAUCAUCUACCGCAGCCGUCAGUACUGGCUGGGCAACCAGGACCCAGAGAGCGGCGUGGUGCGGCCCGAUGUCAAACACGUCUGGGAGGGGUCUGAGGCCUUCCUGACAGACCACCAGAAUGCUGCGCAGAGGGUGCUGGAUGGGAUGAACGUUGUGAUCCAGUCUGUGUCGGAGUACAGCACGGGCCCCACCAAGGCUGUCACGUCCUGGCUCACUGACCAGGUGGCCCCGCUCUAUUGGAGACCCAACACGGACAUCACCGUGUGUCACUGCUGUAAGAAGCCCUUUGAGGAGGCAGAGAGGAAGCACCACUGUCGUUGGUGUGGCGAGGGCUUCUGCCAGGCCUGCUCCACCCACAGCAUGCCCGUACCCGAGAGGGGCUGGGGAAGCACCCCCGUCCGGGUCUGUGAUACCUGCCACCGCCAGGGAGGGACCGACACCACCAACCAGGUGUCUGUGGUGGAGCCGCGGGGGCUGAUGGCCCGCAGGUUGACAGAGGUGGCCCAGUCUACUCUAGACAUGGUCACCACUGCAGUGGACUAUCCUCUGUGCUUUGUGAAGGGAGUGGCCCGGCCUGACUACUGGAUCCCCGACCAGCAGAUCGUGCAGUGCCAUAAGUGCAGAAAAGCCUUCACCCCCAGUAUGUCCAAGCACCACUGCCGGGCAUGUGGCCAGGGUGUCUGCAGCGGUUGCUCCUCAAAGAGCCGCCCAGUGCCCUCCCGUGGCUGGGACCACCCUGUCCGCGUCUGUGACGACUGUGCCAGCCACAAGGGCAGCCUGUGAGGUCAGGGCAGAGACCAAGGAUACUGUGCUACUAGGUAUCUGAAAUCUAGUGAGAUGCCACAGCACACCACAUUUUGCUUAUCUCUGUCUCUCUAUGCACCAUGAGCCACUGACCUUUUUAAGAGAAAAAUACCCAAUCCAGGUGACCCCUGCCCUAUAGGGAAGGCACUCGGGUGUGAUGUGCUGAAGAAGCACUCUAAACAUGGGACUGCCUCAUCUGAUAUCGACUGCCUAAAAACCAAGAACUAAACUAGCGGGAUCAAGAACUGGACUUCUGACAACUGGAAAGCUGCGACAGUUGUAAAUGACUGAGUAAACCUCCUCCAAACAACCCACUGUUUGCACUGAAAGACAUUAGCCCGACAACUUUUCUGUUUGCACACAGAUCUCUACUUGCGACCGGGAAGAAUCUUAAUAUUAUUCUUACCUGUUGGGAGUGGCUGAACAUUGAUGAGUUAGGUUAGGUUUUAAUUCGGCUGUGGGCUUGUAGUGGCCAGCCAAGCCUUUGCCUCAGACCCCACCAAGGAGUAUAACAGCCCUGUAACCUGACAGAGGAGACACAUGAAGUGACAUCACAACAUGCUCUUCCUCCCUGAAUGCGAUCUCGGGCAGUGUGCCAUGUUUUUGAGUUGAUGCACAAGGCAGGAAAAUGAAUAAAUAUGUGACAUGCAGACAUUCCAGUUGACAUUAGGGUCCCUUUUCACACCGUCUUGCUGACCCCAUCCAUACUGUGCUGGCUCAUUUAUUUUCCUUUAACAUUGUCCUUUCCAGCAUGGUUCCAGCAACUAGGGUGGAUUAUUAACCAGGUCAGUACUGCUGGGCCCGGCUCACUAGUGUGAAAGGGGUAUAGUAUCUUAACAGGUGGGCACUUUUGUGAUCCAUUGAUGUUUUGAAACAAGCACAUUAUUUUUAAUGAAUACUGAGGGUUUAGUUAGUGAAAAGGCACGCAAGGCAGUGCUGUAUCAUGAAUACAGUCUAAGGUAAAUGGCGUUGUUCGGCCCGGCGCUAGAACGGAGUCGACUUAUUUGCCUGUGACUGUAUUCAUGAUACAGCACUGCCUUGCGUGCCUUAUUGUUUUUAGAAAUCUGUUACCAACAUGUUCAAAUAACAAUGCAUUACAUAUUUUCAUUGACUUUAUUUGAUAAGUAAAUUCAUAAAAUUACCUUAUUCUACCAGGAGAUAUAGUGCGGACAAAAAUCUGGUUCUUUUGGUCAUGUUGCUACAGAUGCGACCUAGUCGUUAAAGAUUCUUGCAUAGUUGCUAUGCAACAGGAUGGUCAUCAGUUCUACUAAACAAAAUGGUUGCUAUGCAAGCAGGAUAACUUUCGUGUCACUAGCUAGCCAACUUCAGCUCAGUCAAGUCAUACAUUGAACCUGGAAUGACCGUACACUAGAUACAUUUUCGUUUGAGCUGUUUUCUAUUGCCAUGUACUUGGAUUUGUUCAUGAUAAUGGCUUUGAUGCGUGAUUUCGCCUAGCUCAGAAAAGGUUGUCUCGUCUGGUCACAGAGAAAUUGAAGAGUUCAACAUUGUUUCCGAGGUUGGACAGGCAGACAGCGAGGUUUAUAUUAACCCCGCUAUACCAAAAUAUAUGCUAGUCUGGAAGCAAGGGGAAAUAAUGUGCGAGUUGAGAUAAAGACGAGAUGAUUCGGACAGCAACAGGAACAUGGCAUGAUGGAACUGUUAUCAGGCAUCCAGGAUCCAAACAACCAGUUUAAUUAUUAGAAUUAUUAGUAAUUGUAAUGUAAUUGUUGGAAGAAAUCUCAAAUUGAAUCGCUUGCUUGUGUAAAGCACAGAUUAUUUGCAUUUGCAGUAAUAUUGUCUAUCCAGUAUCCAUUGAUGUGACUGUUGAUGUUAGCUAUUGAUGUUAGCCGAAUUAAAAAGGCAAUUUCAUUUCUCCAUCAGAUUUUAUUCUCUUUAUCGAGUACUGGAUCCUAUAAUACUUGCCUUCUGUAUAGUCAUAACCAAUUGUUGUUUUAUGCAAUGCGUAUAUACUAUGAGAUUCUGGGUAUAUGACAAUCUUUAUUUAAAAAAAAAUAAUUAUCAGUCUUUUCUGAAUUUUAAUUACCUGAAGCCAUCCCACUGGGCACACUCUGGUUGAAUCAACGUCAUUUGUCAACUUAUUGUGACGUGGAAUGUUUGUGGAAAACACAUUUGGAUUUCCAAAAAGUAAUCAACCAGUACUGUUCAUCUCAUUACAACCAGCAUAGUAAACAUUGAAAUGAGGGUACAACUUAAAUACAAUUACUUAACCUGACUAACAGGUUGUUACAUCAAUUGAAUUACAACAUAAUCAUCAGAAAUAUGUUUGUUGAAAGUGCGUUGAAAAUUCCACAUCCUGUAUUCCAUAAACAGUAUAUUUUGUGGUUGAAAUUAAGUAGAAUUUCAUAUUUCAUUAGAUGUUUUAUUUUAUCUUGUUUAAAUGUUGAUAUUAAAAUGGUAUAUUUGAAUUAACGUCAUUAUGUCAAUGUCAUCCCAUCAACCUAAAUAAAGAGGUAUGUUGAAAUACAAUUCAA